Misgurnus anguillicaudatus (oriental weatherfish) is the source of this 4994-nucleotide messenger RNA. RefSeq names its product tumor protein p53 inducible protein 11a (gene tp53i11a). The record is from RefSeq and is a predicted model, not a curated record. Lineage: Eukaryota; Metazoa; Chordata; Actinopteri; Cypriniformes; Cobitidae.
AGUCUUUACGGUAAACGCAAUAGCUCGUGUGGGCUUGAGCGCAAACUGUAAACGCGAGACAUCAAAGCAACGGACAACGCAUCGUGGUUCUACUCGUAGAAGAUCUCUGUUUGUGCAAGGUGGAAUGUGUAUGUGAGUUUUUCCUUGGAAGACAUUGGACUAUAUGUUCUAAGAGCUGGAUUUUGAAUUCCGUGUCAAUUUCAUCUGACCACUAAUCCCUCUGACAGCUCACUGAAGUGCCUUCUGCAUACUGCUGCUGUCAUGGCUUCCACACCUCCUCCUCUCAUGAAGAAACACAGUCAGACUGAUCUUGUGAGUCGCCUCAAGUCCCGCAAGGUCCUGGGUGUCGGUGGGGAGGAUGACGACGGGGAAGUGCACAGGUCAAAGAUCAGUCAGAUGUUGGGUAAUGAGAUGAAGUUUGCUUUACGUGAGCCCCUUGGCCUUCGGCUUUGGCUCCUCAUCUCUGCAGUGCUGUUUACAUCUACAUCUCUAAUGGCCCUGGCCUUCCCCAACCAACUUUAUGAGAUCAUAUUUGAGCUCACCACCACCAGAAUCUCCAUCAGACUUUAUGGAGGAUCUCUGCUGUGUAUUUCAUUAAUACUGUGGAAUGGUUUGUACACAGCAGAAAAGGUCAUCAUUCAGUGGACGCUCCUCACAGAAGCAUGUUACUUCGGGGUACAGUUUCUAGUGACAUCCAUCACCCUGUUGGAGAUGGGAACUCUGUCCAACAGUGCAGUUGUCUUGCUUCUUGGUGAAUCCUUCUUCUUCCUCGUCACCUUGAAUUACUAUCAUCACCUCGGUCGUCGCACCAAAAAGAUCUGAGUGAGGUUGAUGAGGUGAUCAGACAGAAUCUUAUGUAUGAUGGGUGGUUUGGCAGGCACCACAGAGGUCUUUGAAUACAGUAGCUAUCCACUUCCAGGACCAAAUGAAUUUAUACUUCCCUCUUUCUAUGUGGACAGUUUCAGUUUGAUGUAAGUACAAUCUCAGUGUAUAGACGACAACAUCAACAAACUUAACUUCCGGUAGACUUCCACAAAGAAUCAAUAACAACCUAGUCUCUCCUAGUGUAGAUUAUUUCUGAUAACAAGCGAAAUAAAUGAACUUAGUUCAAAUAGCUAAAGCGUAUAGACGGUUUCAUUGGACGCACGUGCGCUGACACGAUACACGUCUGGAUCCGAAUUUUACUUCCGGUUACGUUUUUUUAAUGGUCUGACUAGUUGCGAAACUGAUCUCUUGAACAAAUGCCUCAUCGAAAAUAACAAAUGUUUUGGUUACUUGGUAAUCUAUGUGUCGUUUUUUUGCUUGUUAUAUAAAUAAACUACGUUUAAAGAACUUUGUUGUUAUUUAUUCUUAGCGGAGUUUACCGGAAGUUAUGUGCGGACCGCGACAGCCGCUUGUUUAUGUUGUUACUGCUGAAACCGUCUAUAAGCUACUACACUAAGCUAAUGUUACUGUAUAAAAUGUAUGUGUACAAUGUUAACUACAGAUUCUUGCCUUGCUGCCAAAUUGAUUCAUACUCCCAUGAUCCAUGCUCGAAUCUGCUUUCAUCUUUAGGAAGCCAAAGCUUUUUUAUUUAAGACAAAAUAUUUGCUCCAAAGGUCAGUUUAGCCACUAGACAUACCAAUAAACAAACACAGACCGAAAGUUAAAUUCAGAGCGAGGCGCAACACAUGUGCGUCUGAUGAAUUAAAUGUGAAGGGACCAAUGAUUUUAGAUUUUACAUUGAGUUUACCAAAGUGGCUAAUUUAAUGACAAAUUACUGACAAUUUUCUGAGACUGUACAGUAUAGUGUGAUUUAAAAGACACAUAUUUAUGACACAUUCAUGUACAGUUGUGUUAAAAAAAUAGCAGUUUACUUAUAAAAGUGAAAAAGUGCAGGAAUGUUAUAAAUAUAAUUUAUUUCCUUAUUUUAAAUUUAUUGAAAACAUUACACAUUCAAUUCCAAAUCAAAGCAUUAACAAAAUUUAGUCUGUCUUGUUCUGUUAAAGCAAAGAAAACAAAGAAAACUAAGCUGUGCAACAUUUUUCUCUGUAGAAACUUAAAACUGAAGAAAUGUAAGCAUUGUUGUUGAUAACUGCUGCAACCAUCUUCUGGCACCUAAAACAGGUAUUUCAGCCUAGUAUCCACAGUUCUUGUCAAUUUUUAGGUUUUGUUUCAGAAACUGCAUUUUGAAUGUCACCCCACAAGUUUUCAGUGGUGUAAAGAUCAGAGGAUUGAGCUGGCCAAUCCAUAACCUUAAUCCUUUUUGCAUUGAACCAAGAUUUUGCCCUCUUGCUUGUGUCCAUCCCAAUACCAUGAUGGAAUUGUGGCUUGAAUUUAGUACCCGGGCCCCCUGAUUUUACUCUCAUCAGGCCACAAAAUAUAAAAAAAAUUUCUUUGGGCCAGUUGAUGUGAUUCUGCACAUGGCUUUUUUCAACAAUGUUGCUUCACGAGGGCUUCUUGCAAACAGAUGUCUUCAGUACUUACAGAUCAUUUUAGAUCAUCUUUGACCUUUCUAAAGGUGAUGAAAUGCUGAAUCUCUGCAUUCCUGACUAUUCUUUGAUCUGUGACAGUUGCUCGUUUUCUUCCAUGCGCUUUGGGGUUUUGUUGCCAUUUUAAAGCAUUUGGGAUCAUUUUAGCUGAGCAUCCUAAACUUUGCUGAAUUUCUUUAUGUUUUCCCCUCUCAAAUCAACUUUUUAAUCAAAUUGCAUUGUUUCUCUGAGCAAUGACGGAAUGGUCCAUUUUACUUAGAAUAUACUACUACUAAUAACAGUGGUUUAUUAGGAUAAUGAUGUUGCACUGCUAUUUUUUUGAACACAACUGUAUGUCUGAAAUGUUUUUUAAUAAGGAAUACAUUUUAGGAAGGUGGCUGUUUACAUCAUUUUGAAAAAGAGUUUGAUGAACUUAUGGUAUUAUAAUUUAUGUUAAGAAAAUAUGAUUUUCUUUAUUUAUAGCAGACACAAAGAUGGCACAGCUAAGUACAACAAUAUGACAGAAAAGCAACCAGUAAGACAAAACAGUAAAUAACAAUAGGCGUGAAGUGUUGCAUAUGACAAAUAUAGGAUAUACCAAAAAUCUAUUUAAAUGCAGAAUUAAUAUAGACAGUUCAGGUUGUAAACUUCCAGAGUUAUAAAGAUUGAUAAAGAUCACAUAAUUAGGAUUUUGCUGUUUUUUAAGUAAGGCACACAUCAGUGUUUGUUGUGACAUUGUAUGUAUGUAGUAUUAAAAUGCUUAAAGGAACAGUAUGUAGGAUUGUGGCCAAAAUUGGUAUUGCAAUCACAAAACUUGUGGCUAAAACUGGUACUGCAAUCACACAGCUAGUGGCCAAUACACAAAAUGACAACAUAAACAUCAGUUGAGGGCUGCAACUCCACUUUUUAAAUGACAAUAUCCUGGUCAUACCACUAUUGUCAGUGAUAUAAGUAUUUGAAAUGAAAAUUAUUUCUUAAUGUCUAGUGACAUAUCAGGGCCAUUUUAUGAUUAAUUGAUAUACAUUUCUUACAUACUGUUCCUUUAAGAUUACUUUUAAAGGUUAUAUAAUCUGUACCUCGUUAAACAACGUUUUGUACUGUUCUUUCAAGUCAUUUAUUGUGUCUUAAAAUUCAAAUUCUGUAUGGAUUUAUACCAUGUAAUUCUACCCCUACAAUACCGUUUCAGGCAUAAAUGGUCUCCGGGUUUUCAUGAUAAUUAAUAUGCAUGUUAAUGACAUUAUAAGUUUAGCUGUAUUUAUUAAUGGAAUAGUUCACUUCAAAUUGAAAUUCUGUCAUCAUUCACACACCCUAAUUUCUAAAAAAAAAAAAAAAAAGGUAAAAGUAGUGCAUGUGACCUGUGGGCUUUAUUUAAAGACCUCGUAAGCCAGUUGUUAUAAUAAUGUAUUCCCUCUUUUAUAUAUAUAAUUUAUAGACCUCGUAAGCCAGUUGUUAUAAUAAUGUAUUCCCUCUAUAUAUAAAUCUCAGUCUUUACCAAAUGUGACAGAAUUUUAUUUUUGGGUGAGCUUUUCGUUUUACAGCUGUCAUUAUGCACAUCAAAUAGAUUUCUAAUUUAUACUGUAUGUCACAGGAUGUAGAUUAUGUCUAUAGUCAUUCUCGCAUGAACACAGUAGCUCUAAAAUGUAGCACUUUCAUGAAUAUAUAAACUGUCAUUGAAUGAGAUGGUCAUUAGGGGCAAUUUUGUUCAACUGUGUUAAUUUAAAAAGUGUUAAUUUAGUAUGUUGAACUUCACCAUGAAAUAGAUAUCUAUAGUACAUUUUUUUUGAUUAUGCACACAACAUCUGAGCUCAAAUCUGCUACUGCUAGGUAUAGAUUACUAAUUUUUUUGUAUAUUAAUGUAAAGUAAAUUAAUUUGGCUAGAGUCAUGCUAAAUAUGCUUCCAUUUUGAACUGUCAUUUGAUAGAUAAGAUUGUUGUUAGAUCUCAGCAAUUGCUGUAAGUGAAGGAUGCUGGUAAUGCUACAAAUGUUGUCAAAAUAACACUUCAAUCCAGUAAACACAAAUGGUGUUGUAUCACUGGAAAAUGACUGGACCUCAUAAAUAUUUGAUUAGAAAUUAUUUCAAAUAUUUUGUUUAUUGGUGACCAUAAAAACAACUGCACUUAGACAGUACAGUGCAUAUAAUGUGUUUAUGCUCUGAUUUGCUCAUUUCAGCAGUUUAUUUAUUGUGCUUUAGAAAGAAAGUACUGUUUGUUUAUAUUACACAUCUGUGUUUUUUUAAUAUAUGAGCUGUUUAUUAUUAUUCAGAUGAUUAGCCAGACAAUGGAUCGUGAUUUCAUAUUGACAUUAAAGCACAGUUUAUACACAUGACCUGUUAUAUUUUGCUUUGUAAAUAUUUGAUUUUUGAAUUUGUUUUAUUUUGAAGAAAGAUGAUCAUAAUGCCAGUUGCCGAAUCUUUUAGGCUUCAUUAAAAGUUUUUUUAUGUUUAAGAAACUGUACACACAUGUAUGAAAUGCCUCUUGUUUACUUUUUGUAGAGAAACAGUGAUUGUGCUUAAUGAAUAAAUCUAUAACGUUUUUCAAAUGGAAA